This is a messenger RNA of Lactuca saligna, 1121 nucleotides long. The record is from the annotation of a GenBank genome assembly. Lineage: Eukaryota; Viridiplantae; Streptophyta; Magnoliopsida; Asterales; Asteraceae.
AUGAACAGCGGUGAGAAGCAUCGAGAAGAGCAAGAUAAUCGGAUAGAAAAUGGUGGAAGCGGUAGAAGACGAGAGACAGUCAAGGAUAUCUAUGGAGUUACUGACAACCCCAACACCACCACCACUGCCGGCGAACGCAAUUCUAUUCAACAAGCCGCCGCCGCCGCCCGCCCUCUACCUGACAAAACCAUGGUGAAUGUUUUUCCGGCAGACAACGAAUGCGGUAAUGGUGUUGAUGGCUUGAAUCCCCAUGCGUCUUCUUCACCGACCGUUAGCGAUGAAAAAUCGCCGUCUCCGGCAGUUUCUGGUCAUUGUUCCGGGAAGUCAGCGGCGGAUAUGAGGGAGGAAGACGAUUUCUAUCAAAAGCUCAACAAGAUCAAUGAACCCUCUGGUCUUAGCUUAUUAUUUAAUUUACGUAACACGAGCAUUGACUUGUAUGAGUUCUACAAAAUUGUGAUUGAUAGAGGCGGGUAUCAUCACGUCAUGAAAGAAGGAAAAUGGGUAGAAGUUGCAUAUUUUGCAACUCGAAAAGAAAAAAGCCGAUUGACACCAACUCAACUUCAGAAUCUAUACGCAGCCAUUCUUUACCCCUUUGAGCAAACUUAUUUUUACCGCAGUCCAGUAAAACUCAAUAAAAAGCCACGUAUAAUCAUGCCUACCACGCAAGUGUGUACGUUUGAAGAAAAGAAACCCACUAGAGUAAAAAAAAUAAGGAAAGACCCACGGGCCCCACUGGGGUCAAGAAACUGUUAUCAGAUGUUUCUUAAAAUGGAAUGUGAUAGGCUAAAGAGUAUACAUGGAGGUACCCCAUCUGCGAAGCUCCGAGAUAGUAUUGUUGAAGCAUGGAUGAACCUCUCUAAUGAGGACAAACUGCCAUAUAUCGAGGCAAGUAAGAAGGACAAGGAGCGGUAUAGGAAAGAGAUGGAGGCAUAUGAGGAACAAAUGAAGAAAGAAAUGGUGGUAUACGAUGAGCACAAAAGAAACCAACAAUGAUGGAAUUGAACAAGGGUCAAAUGUAUUAAUAUUGCAAAUGAAUUUUGGGUUGAUAACGAAUGCACAACCAAAUGAACUUGCUUUUUGGAUUGACAUAAUGAUUAGUUAGGAGGAUUGUUUGACCUUGA